Molecule: messenger RNA, 1079 nt
Organism: Condylura cristata (star-nosed mole)
Lineage: Eukaryota; Metazoa; Chordata; Mammalia; Eulipotyphla; Talpidae
Gene: SMIM24
Product: small integral membrane protein 24
Exons: 6
Coding region: 1-783 (260 amino acids)
Source: RefSeq, a predicted model, not a curated record
AUGUGGGUCACUCCCGGGCCUUCUGUGUUCCAGCUGGCAGCCAUGCCGGUGCUGGUCGCCGAGGAGGGGCCAGAAGGCUGGCGCCCGGCCCCGCUGUAUGAAGAGUACCGGCCCCCACCCCUGGACUCAGUCCGCCUGCCCAGGUACGCUCUGUACCUGCUGCUGGCUGCACUCCUGGUGGUGGCUGUGGCCUACGCCAUCGUUGGGCACCUCAUCAAGGACCUCGCCCACGACCUGGCUGACUGGGCUUUCGGCCCGAAGCUGGACCAGGGGGACGCCCCCCGGGAGCUGCGCCCCAGCCUGGAGGGGGAGGACCUGGAAGAACUGGACUUUGAGCUGGCCCUGGCCUGGCAGGGUGAUGAGGACUCCAGCACGGCCUGGCAUCGCCGGCUGGCUGUAGGCGGAGGCUCCUCGUGCACCAUGGAGACCCGGGAGGCCCUUCUCGUGCUCAGUGUCCUGCUCCUGUCCCCGGCCGAGGCCCAGCAGCAGAGGCGCCCGGAGCAGUGGCUGGUGGGUCUGGCCGCAGUGGUCGGCUUCCUGUUCAUCGUCUUCGUGCUUAUGAUUGCCAAGCACGUCUGGUGCUCAAAAGUGAGAGCUGAGAACGAGGAGGUCAGGAUGGAGGGCCAUACCUAUGAGGAGCACAUAAACCUGAGUAAAGAAGGCAAAACAUCAACAUCGGAGGAAAAGAAGGAGGAGGCCGAGAUGGAAGGAAACAGCAACUUGGGGCUGGAGCUGGAUGAGGGUGAGGAGCCCAAAGCCGAGAAGGGCAACACACAGUUUUGAAGACUGCCUGCUCCCUCCUCCAGGCAGCCCUCCAGGGAGCCCCUCUCACAGCCUUAAGCAGCGACCUGGACCUGCAGCCACCCAAUGGCCCUCUCCAGGGUUGAGACACAACACCCAGGCUUUUUCUACACCUUCCUAAUUUGUUCUGUCUGGCGAUUUUUCUUGUAUUUGGAGAGGUGUCCUGGUCACAGAGAACGCCCCACACCCUCACUGUCUAACUCGUGGCGCUCCCUGCCUCUGCCCACUGCCUCGUUUCUCCUCCCUCUGCCUGAGGUCCGUUGCGCAGAGCCUCUAGC